Spinacia oleracea (spinach) is the source of this 1396-nucleotide messenger RNA. RefSeq names its product polynucleotide 3'-phosphatase ZDP. Bases 237 to 1112 code for a protein of 291 amino acids. Gene Ontology annotation, molecular function: ATP-dependent polydeoxyribonucleotide 5'-hydroxyl-kinase activity; double-stranded DNA binding; polynucleotide 3'-phosphatase activity. The record is from RefSeq and is a predicted model, not a curated record. Gene Ontology annotation, biological process: DNA repair. The transcript has 13 exons. Lineage: Eukaryota; Viridiplantae; Streptophyta; Magnoliopsida; Caryophyllales; Amaranthaceae.
UUCUGUCUCUUCUCCCAAAAACUCUUCUCUUCCAACUUGUUCAAGAUUCACUAAACUUUGUUGUACAUUAUACUCGAUUUUGCUACAAAUCACACGCGAAUUGGUUUGAAGUUCGUCUAGUUUUGGAUUUUUGGUGCAAAUUUGCUGCAUUUAAAGGUGUGGAAUGUGGUUGAAGAUGGUGGAGCGAGGAGAGACAAACUGGUGCUGAUUCGAAGCUUUGUUGGAGGAGAACAAAAAUGGCGGCGACGGCCCGCGGCGAAGGAGCGGAGAUGGUGGAUGAAGAUGGUGAGAGUGUGAGGGUUGAGAAGAGCGAUGAUCAGGAGGAGAUAAAGAAAUUAGUGGAGGAACUUGGCAAGGUGAAAGAUGAUGAUGAUGCCGCCGCCGGAGAAGAACAAGAAAUUACCGAGAAAAGGAAGCAUACAGAUAGUGAUGAUGUUGUAGAUGUUGGGGAUAAGCAAGGAAGCUCGAAGAAAUUGCUGCUUUCUGUGAGUGAGGACGCUAAGGUCGAGAUUGUACUUGUAGCAUCUGAUAUAAUGGAUAUUUACCAGGGAGCAACUCUACUGCCAAAGUGGAAAGCAUUCCAUACUAUCAUAUUUUUGGAGAAGGAUGAUGGCCUACAAGAUUCAACUAAAAUUGCAGCAUUUGAUUUUGAUGGGUGUCUUGCAAACACUGAUGUGAGGAAGACUGGUGCAGAUGCUUGGUCCCUUAUGUAUCCUUCAAUACCUGAGAAAUUGCAGAAACUGUAUAAUGACGGCUACAAGCUGGUUAUCUUUACUAAUGAAUCUAACAUCAACCGCUGGAAGAAUAAGAGACAGAAAGCUGUGGAUUCAAAAGUUGGACGCCUGAACAAUUUUAUCAACCUUGUGAAAGUCCCUAUUCAGGUUUACAUAGCAUGUGGCUUUGGACCUAAAGACCCAUACCGUAAACCCAAAACUGGAAUGUGGCAUGUUAUGGAACAGCACUUUAAUUCUGGCAUUUCAGUUGACAUGGAUCAAUCCUUUUAUGUUGGUGAUGCAGCUGGGAGGGAACAAGAUCACAGUGACGCUGAUAUCAAAUUCGCUCAGAGCGUUGGAUUGAAGUUCUACGUUCCCGAGGAGUUCUUCACUAUAUAGAUAUGCACUACUCUUGGCAUGUAUGUAUUGGGCUGCUGUCUGAUCGCACAUGAUGAUUUUUCGAUGUUCAUCCUGACUUUCACUUGUACAUUAAAUUUAUAUGAUCAACGUCGAGGAUUUUCACUUAUACUUUCACUUGUACAGAGUACAAGGAUUUUCCGAUGUUCAUCCUGAUAUUCCUAUGAUCCAUCAACGUCCAGCCUAAAAUUUUCUGAUCCUCUUUAUGCUUGAUGUUUACGUCAAUUAUGAUAUAUUACAAGAUUGAAAUUGAUGUUCUUGUUCUA